Messenger RNA from Hibiscus syriacus, 1913 nucleotides. RefSeq lists its product as uncharacterized. The transcript has 6 exons. Bases 38 to 1747 code for a protein of 569 amino acids. The record is from RefSeq and is a predicted model, not a curated record. NCBI's taxonomy places the organism in Eukaryota, Viridiplantae, Streptophyta, Magnoliopsida, Malvales, Malvaceae.
UGGAUUUUGAAUUCUAGUUGAGGGAAAAUUUGGGAAAAUGGUGGAUUUUUCCUUUGUUAAUGAACCAGAUCCUUCUGUUUUAUCCAUUAUUAAGCAAUACUACACUCAGACAAACGGAAACAAUGGCGGAAACUACUGCGACUAUGAUAUAUUUUGUCUCCAUUCCAAAGCCUCGACACUCCGAUCAAUUCAAGGCAGGACGGCGAAUUGCUCCAUUCACGAUGGGGUUCUCGACUCUUUGAUCCUCAUCGAUGAACUGGACCGUCGGCGAGGUGUUCCCCCUUCUGAUGCCAUGCGGGAAGCCUUUUGCGCCGUUGCUGUACACCUUACGCUCUGGUGGUUACCCGUCUCGUGGGACGACUAUCACGAUGCGGUACGGAGGAUUUGGGGAAAGAAAAUUGGGAAUUUAGAGAUGUCUGAUGCCUCUGGCCUUCUUUCUACUGGUUUAGGUAAAUGGAGGAAGGAGAUCGAAGAGGCACUAUGGGAUCGAGAGACCACUAGGAGGCUGUUAGGUAUUAAUACUCUUGAUGAAGCGCUGCGCCUAAUUCGAGUUUAUUUAAAGGAGGCCUGCCGUCGAUUUCCAGGGGAUCCCACUGUUGCUGAUGACGUUGCCUAUGUUCCUGCUUCUGCUGCUACUGAAGGGAACGAGAUUUUGAGGGCAAAUUCUCACACGAAACAUAAGCUGCAUUCUUCCCGCGUGCAACAUAAAAUUGCUGGCUUACAGGAGGACCAGCCUUCUUGCACAAAAAAUGACUCUCAAUCUGAUUCUGAUUUUAAUGGACUGCAGAAAGUUCCAUUUAAAGCUAUGACUGGUGCGCUGGUAGAUGAAGUAAAUGAUUCCCUCUCUGAAGCAUUGGAUGAUGUUGAAAUGGUUGCCUCUGGCACGAAAAAUGAAACAUCACAUGUUGAAGGCAUUGAAGAAGACUCCGAUAAGGACAUUGGUGAUCCUGCUAAUUGUUGCACUGACAAAGGAAAACGAAUUUUGGCAGUGAAUUCUCGAACAAGAUGUGACCCUAGUUCUUCACGUGGGCACUGUGAACGACCUGCUGUCAUUGUUGAUAGAGAGGACCGGCCAUCCUGCAGGAAAUAUGUCUCCUUAUCGAGCGCUGAAAUUGACAAAGCACGAGACUCACUUAAGUCAAGUAUUGUUGACUUAGUAGCGAAUGUAGACGAUCCUCUCCCUAAGGCCUUGGAAAUUGCUGAAAGAAUUGUAUCAUAUGUGGCAGAAGCAAAAAAAUUGCAUCCUGAAGGCGAUGAAAAUAAGGAACAGGGGGCACCUGAUGAGGCCAUCAGAAAAGACUAUGACAGGAUGGAUGGGAAUGUUCCUACUCCAUUUGCUGAUCAUAUUGCAGAACCCUCUCAAGCUAAAGAGGGAAAUGAAGCUUUUACUAGGCCCAAGAAAGUACUAAGGACCGGCUUAAUGGAGAGGAAUAACACUGCUCGCUGUUUUGAGUGGGAGGAUUCAAUUGAUGACACUUCCGAAGAGACAAAUAGUUGUCUGAACAGUUAUACUUUACCAAGCCCCAGAACAAAGCAUGUGUCUCCUCUAAACAUAGACAAACCCAAAAGGUGGGGGAGGAUGAGAAAAAUUAAUAGAUGGACCGACGAGGAAGAAAAGACUUUGACAGAGGGUGUACAAAAGUAUGGAAACCAAUGGGCACGAAUAUUGGAAACCUAUCAGGAAAUAUUUAAAGAUAGAACUGCGGUUGAUCUCAAAGAUAAAUGGAGAAACUUGCUCAGAAAAUGACGUUUGGUAUCAUAAUUCGUUUUGUUCCUUUUUGGUGAACUGUAAUGGUCCUAUAACAAUUGUAUAAUAUGCUCACCGUUGGUACUAGACUAGACUAGAAUUAGUUUAAGCUGUAAAAUGGUCUUUUGGGUUUUUGGUUAUAUAAAAUGGACUGCUACUUAACGAA